ACAUGACUAGGUAUACUUCGAGUUCCAGUCCAUAACCACUUAUUCUCCUAGUUCAGUAUGAGGCGGACAUCGUACAGAUGUCCAUAACGAUAUCACAAUGAGCCUAGCACGAUCACGAACGCUGCCACCACCGCCGAGAUGGCACAAAAGCGCCAGAUCAUCUUCCGCAUCUUCUACAGCACCUCGUUCACCGCCGUCUUCUUGAUCCUCAUAAUCGUCGUUGCUGUCACUCCCGCCGACACUAUAUACGAGUCCUACAAGCGCCGCCGCCUCAUCGACAUCUUCCUCAUCGCGGGCGACUACGUUGUGACUGCUCUGUUAGCCAUCCUGAUAUAUGCUUCGAGGCUGUACACAAAUCGUUCGGUGCUUAAGGAUAUACCGAAAACGUAUAUGCCCAUUGAAAAGGAGGACCUGCCGGGACGCCGAGUGCACAAAUUGAUCCAAGAAUGUUUGGAGAAGAGUGCCGUGAUUGCAUAUCAGGCCCGGCCGAGGAGUCGGAGGAUUGAGCAUGACACGAUUAACAUUGGGACGAGGAUGCUCGCACUGACAAAUACGCAUACCAAUACGGACCAGAAUGCCGAGCCAAGUUGGGGAAAGGUCGCGCAUCCGGGAUGGUCAUCACCUGCUUCCAAGGAGUUGCCGGGGCUCGAGUACUGCACGGUCGUGGAUGAGCUAAUUGAUCUGAUCGAAGCAAAGGCUGUCAGCCUUGCGCCCGAUGAUCCGCACUCCCUGCCCGAUCCAGACGGCGCGUCGAUGCCCGAUCCGCGCGUUAUCGAUCAGCUUGCCCGGAGUAGGACUAUGGGUAUGAGAGCAUACCUCCAGUAUCUCAUUGAUAUCGGCGUGGUACCGGAUAAUUCUCUGACAGUGGCAUUUCUCGUGGCGUACGAACGCGCCCGGUUUUCGUCGGAACCAUUGAACGACGAAGAUUUCCAGAGCCUGAUGCGCAUGUUUGCCGAGUUACUCCGCAACAUGACCCCCGUCGACGUUGAGAUGCUCGAUCUCGAAGACGACUCUGGUCUGUCGUCUCAAUCCGAAACCUCCAGCUUAAUCCGUCGGAACCCCUCCUAUCGCUCUCGUCCACCAGACGCGGAGACCUCAUCCAUCCCAUCCACCUACUCAGCCUCCGGCUCCGUACGCCACCACAAACUCCCGCCACGCCGCGUCUCGGAAGAUUCAGCCCCUUCUCUCUCUUCCUUUGAACAAGAGCACCACCACCUCGACAAGCAUGCAUCUUCGGAACUCGAUCUUGGCUCAGGCGCCCAUCGUGUCGACGCAGAUGAGGAAACCGACACGCAGUCCGUCCGCGCUGUACCUCCCAGAGUCCCGCGAUCCGGCUCAAGACAGAGGCCCGGACCUUCGACAAACGGCUCGAGCUCGAGAAUGUUCUCUGCGGUGUCACGGAUGAGUUCACAUUCGGACUUUUCGAAGUCUCCUUCUGGAGAAUCCAACACCGGGUCUGUGCUACAUCACGAUCUCAGCCGACAGUCUACACGAGGUUCGCGGAGGAGCGGCAGGAGCGGCAACGGUCUGCCUGUCAUCCGUCUUGCCAGGGAAGGGGAAGACGGCAGUGGCACGAAUAAUGGGCUACCGUAUCGAAUCGAAGUCCCAACAGAACGAUAAGUAACAGGGCGAAGCAGGAUGGAGAUCGAUCCCAUAAUUGUCCGCCCUUGACAUAAUGAUGUGAUGAUCUGGAAUGAACGACUGCCGGGCAACGAGAAGACUCGAUGCCCGGUUUGCAGUUGGACAAGGGGCUUCUUGGAUAUGAAAUUACUAUGACUUAGAUGUAAUGUAUAGUCAGUCUUUGCUGCAGCAUUGAUCCGGCAGAAGGCAAUAUCUGUCCCGGUGUCAGAAAUUGUCUCGAGCCUUUGUUUUAAUUCGUGGACCGCGAGCGACUGCGUCAACCAAAGCUACAGUACCUUGUACAUACUCCCAUGUGAAAAGAGGCAGAGAGGUAUCAUGACAACCUCUGAGCAAAGAGGGAUUGCGAC
Cladophialophora immunda is the source of this 1988-nucleotide messenger RNA. RefSeq lists its product as uncharacterized. The record is from RefSeq and is a predicted model, not a curated record. The transcript has a single exon. NCBI's taxonomy places the organism in Eukaryota, Fungi, Ascomycota, Eurotiomycetes, Chaetothyriales, Herpotrichiellaceae. Bases 139 to 1620 code for a protein of 493 amino acids.